UUGUGACAAUACGCAUACACAAUGCUUACAACUAUUACGCAAUAAUAAAUUUCAUGCAAUUAUUGCCAAAUUCGAUUUUUGGUGAUAUUGGCAAUUUGCAACAGCUGCUUGCGUUAAUAUACUUUUAGUAUGUUUAUUUGGUAUUUUGAUGACAAGUGCAUAAAAUAUGCAUCGAUAACGAUAACAACACAGCGAUGACAGUAGCUAACACUAACCCUGUGUGUACGUGUUUUGUUUGUGGUGGUUGCAAUACAUUUGUUUGUGCGUAGAAAGCGUAAAUUAUUGCAACGAAAGAAAAACUGCAAAGGAAAAAGCGAAAACGAAACACCAAAGACAAUUUUGGGCAGCAGCUGAAGAAGCAGAAUGGACAUCAUGGACAUACAAGCUGUCGAAUCGAAGCUAAGUGACGUCACAGUGACACCAAUACCACGUUCGCAAGUACAAAACUUCUACAACUAUCAACAGCAGCGCGAACAGCGUGAACAGCAGCCCCAAAUCCAAAUAUCCGCCAUACAUCAUUCACGCAGCGGCGGCAGCAGCAGCAACAACAACAGCACCAACAACAGCAGCAGCAAUAACAAUAAUAUGGGCGCCACUGAUUAUGCGACUGGUAGCAGCAGCGGCGGCGGCGGGAGCAAGCGAGAACGCAACAAUGCACAGAGCAGUGCAGCGGCAACGGCAGCAGCAGCCGCUGCAGUUGCUGCGCUGCAAUAUUCACCGCAAUUUCUGCAAGCCCAAUUGGCGCUGUUGCAACAGCAAUCAAACACAACUGCCACACCAUCGUCCGCAGCUGCAGCGGCUGCUGCCGCAGCGCUGUCGUUGGCCAACAUUGCUGCAGCCAGCAACAAUGGUCGCAAUCUGUCGUCAUCGUCGUCGUCCGCCAUCAACAGCAAUAACAAUGGCAGCAACAAUAGCAUCAACAACAACUCAAGCAAUCUGGGCUUGAAUCUAUCGCAAUCACAGCUUAAGUAUCCACCUCCAUCGACAUCGCCAGCUGUGGUGACCACACAGACAUCGGCGAACAUCACCACGCCGCUCACCUCCACUGCCAAUCUGCCAACGGUGGGCAGCCAAACGGUCGGCAACGGCUUGAGUAAGUACGCCCAACUCUUGGCCGUCAUCGAGGAGAUGGGACGCGACAUCCGGCCGACGUACACGGGUUCGCGCAGCUCGACGGAGCGCCUGAAGCGGGGCAUUGUCCAUGCCCGCAUCUUGGUGCGUGAGUGCCUCAUGGAGACGGAGCGUGCGGCGCGUCAAUGAGAAGAGGAAUGCGGCAUGCCGCAUUUGACAACAACGCCGGAUUAAUAAGCACUAUAUACUAGACAUAUGAUAUGAAUAUAAACACUUGGCACACAUGGGCAUGGUGAAAUGGAAACGACAAGAACAAUUAGCAUUUAAGUGUGACCAGAUAUUCAAGCUGACAAUCUGUGUUUACAGUUGUCUUUCCCCAUUUCAAGUUCAAAUUAGUAACGCCGUAGAGUUUCUGUUUAUUUUCACCGUAAAGAAGAGUGUCGAGAUACCCAAUUAGUUACUUUUUUUUAAUGCUUUACGUUAUUAUCGUUCACUCUUUUCACACUUAAGAUGCCGUCAUUUUAUGAUUUAAGUUCAUAUCUCUAAUAUUAUUAUUAUGAUUAUUAUUACUAUAAAUGUAAAUGUCAUUAUUAAACAAUAGUAAAAUUGUG
This is a messenger RNA of Drosophila albomicans, 1682 nucleotides long. RefSeq names its product sericin-2 (gene CDK2AP1). The record is from RefSeq and is a predicted model, not a curated record. NCBI's taxonomy places the organism in Eukaryota, Metazoa, Arthropoda, Insecta, Diptera, Drosophilidae. Gene Ontology annotation, cellular component: nucleus; cytoplasm. The transcript is spliced from 2 exons. Bases 364 to 1260 code for a protein of 298 amino acids.